CCGUGCGCGCCUCUCCGGCGGGCGGGCGUGGGGGGGGGGGGGGCGGGGGUGGAGCCGCGGCGGCCAGAUCCGGAGCCACCGCGAGCCGGAGCCCAGCCGAGCCCGACGGGACCCGCUCCCACUAGCCCAGGGGGUUCCUGAUUGCGGCUGCUGGACCGGGAGAGAAGUGCCGAUGUGGAUUUUGCUCGUCCUCGUGGUCCUGCCCUCUCUGGGCACCGGGAUGCCCCUCCGCGCACUUCGACUCCCAGCUGCCUCCAAGAAUGACUCCGUCACGGAGCCCUGGAGCUCUGGCACCUCCCCUGCCCCCCCAGUGACUCCCACGACUCUGCCCCCCCGCAGUGAAGCCCCCGCCUUGUCCCUCAACCUGGGCCUCAAUUUUAAGAUCAAGGUGCGGAGCCAGGGAAAAAGCCCGCAGGCGAGCGAAGGGCCGAGGGGAGCCACCGCAGUCCCCGGGCUGCCCCCUGCCGGCUCCCAGGCCCCCGGCAGUCGCCUCUGGGCGGAGGCCCUGGGGGGGUCUGGCUGGUUGGGCCCUGGCCCAGCAGAGGAGCUCCCUUCCAGCCCCGAAGGGUGGCCCUGGGAGGGCUCACCUGUGCCUGCUGAACUCGGCCUCCCAGGCUCCAGCCCCACACCCCAGCCCGCCCUGGCGCUCUGGCCGAGGCUCACCAAGAAGGGGCUGGUGGUGCCCAUCGCGGGGGAGGACAGCCGAGAGCUGGAGUUCAAGAUUGACAUCGACCUGACAGCUGGCGUGGGCAAGGAGGGCAGCCAGGCCCCAAACGGGAGCGGCCCCAGCAGGCCCCUCCCGCUGCUCCCGGACAUCAGGGUUGGAUUCGCGGAGGUCGCCCGCAAAUGGUGGGAGUCUCCCGGGCUCUUUGGAUCCAAGCUGCCCGCAGUGACGGGGGAGCCGCCGGAGAGGAAUGCCACCGGGGAUGCCCCCUUGACCCCAGAGGGGGCCAUGGAGCCAGGCGCGGAGUCGCGGAGCUCGCCGGCUGCCUCGCCGGGCAGCGGGGGCGCCUUCGUGGCCCUGCCCGGCUGCCCGCCCGACGGCGCGGAGGAGUGCGGCGCGGAGGGGCCGUCGUGGGGGCUGCUGGCGCCGGGGCUGGCGCUGUGCGGGGCGCUGCCGGGGCCGGCGGAGUGGCGGGGCGCGCUGGCGGCGGGGGGGCCGGCCUGGCAGGCCCCCCUCUACGGGACCGGCGCCCUCUUCGCCCUGCUGGCCGCGCUGGCGCUCCUGGGCCUGGCCGCCGCGCCCUGCCGCCGCCCCCCCCCGCCCCCCUGCCUGGUGGCGCCGCUGCAGCUGCUUCUGGCCGGGGCGGGAGGGGCGCGGGCCGCGCUGCUGCUGGGCCAGGCGGCGGGCUGGGCCGCCCUCCUCCCCGCGCCGGCCGCCCGCCUGCUGCACGAGCUGCCGCUGCCCUGCCUGGCCUGGGCGCUGGGUCUGGGCGCCCUCCUGCUGCGGCGGCCCCCGGCCAAGCGGCCCCCGACGCCGCCCCUGCCGCGCCCGCCCGCCGCCGCCUGCCUGUUGGCCCUGCCGCUGCUGCUGCUCCACUUCGCCCUGGCCGCCGCCGCCGCCACCCUGGCCGCCGCCCCCCCGCGCCCGGCCCCCGCCCCCGCCCCCGCCCUGCUGCUGGCCGCCCGCGGGCUCUUCGCGCUGCUGGCCGCCCUCCUCUCGGCCGCGCUGCUGGCCCUCAGCUGCCCGCGCCUGCCGCGCCGCCCCACCGCCCUGCCCGACGGCGACGCCAGCCCCCGCCGCGGGAGCCGCACCGCCCUGCUCCCGCCGCCCCUGCUGGGCCUCCUGCAGCUGGCCGCCCUGCUCUGCGAGGCCGGCGUGGGGCUGCCGCUCGCCCUGCUGGCCCUCCGGCCCCUCUGCUGCUGCCGCUGCUGCUGCUGCGCCUCCCCGGGCCGCGGCGCGACCGCCAAGCCCCCCACCCCUCCCGGCGGCCUCCCGCGGGGCCUGGCGCAGUGCGAGAAGCUGCUCCCCGACGGCCUGGCCCUGGACCCGCUGCCGGCCGUGCUCAGCAUCAGCCUGGACGCCGCCUCCGACCCCACGGCCGACUUCCGCCCGCCCUCGCCCAUCGACCUGCGGCGCAGCAUCGACGAGGCGCUGUGCAGCGAGGGGCUCCUGCCCGGGGGCAGCGGCGGGGGCGGCCUGCCCGGACCCCUCUCUGCCUGCGGCGCUCUGGCGCGGCCCUCCGACGGCCCCCUCUUCCGCACCGCCUCCUGCCUGGCGCUGGGGGCGGCCGAGCCGCACGAGGCCCUCCGUCCCGAGUCGCCGGGCCCGUGGCGGGGCGGCAGCAGCAGCAGCGACGGCGCCGGCUCUCCCGGCCAGCGCUCCACAGACGCCUCCUCGCUGGCGCUCUCCGCGAGCCCCGCCGGCAGCGCCUGCCCGCUCCCGGAGGCCCUCGACGGCAGCCCCCCGCCGCACUCGCCGCCGCCACCUGGCCGCCAGUGCUGGGCGCGCGCCCCCGCCUCACAGGAGUCGCUGCUGGCCUCGGCGGGGGCGCGCGGGGCCUCGGCCGCCCAGCUGCAGGCCGAGUUCCUCGACGUGUGCCGCCAGAUCGGCACGUGCUUCCGCCCGGCCAGCGACAAUCGUAGACUUGCCCAGCGGCGGGAGAGGGGCUAGCUGCUUUCGCCCCGCAAAGCGCAGCGGAGUCUGUGGUGAAGGGGGGGGGGGGUGUCUUGCCCUGUUUGUCGUGCCCCCGCCCCAAAGGCAGAGCCACUGCCGUGAACCCAGGACCCUCGCCUUCCGCAGCCCUCG
Molecule: messenger RNA, 2749 nt
Organism: Sphaerodactylus townsendi
Lineage: Eukaryota; Metazoa; Chordata; Lepidosauria; Squamata; Sphaerodactylidae
Gene: PRRT4
Product: proline rich transmembrane protein 4
Exons: 5
Coding region: 173-2614 (813 amino acids)
Source: RefSeq, a predicted model, not a curated record